Molecule: messenger RNA, 1632 nt
Organism: Homarus americanus (American lobster)
Lineage: Eukaryota; Metazoa; Arthropoda; Malacostraca; Decapoda; Nephropidae
Product: pre-mRNA 3' end processing protein WDR33-like
Exons: 3
Coding region: 140-1261 (373 amino acids)
Source: RefSeq, a predicted model, not a curated record
UUGGAGGAAUCGAUCGCCAUAGCGUAUCCGUCGAGGGAGUUGUGUUCCUUGGUCGAGGCUGUUGUGGCCUCUGCUGUGAUACCUUGGAAUUAGUAUUUUCUCUGUCGUUUAUCGUUUUAAAGAACGUUAAUUAGUGGCAAUGCGACGCCAAGCAAACGGGUAUGUGGACAGGCGCGGCGGGGGUGGUCGAGGAAGAGGAAAUAUGUACCGAGGACGAGGUGGCCAACGAGGAGGAGGUCGUGGCGGCGGGAUCCACAAGCCGCCGCCGCUCAUGUCGCGUCCCCUGCCACCCCCACCUGGUAUGCGACGCCCUCCCAACAUGGGCCCCCCCAGAGGUCCCAUGGGACCACCACCCAUGCCCAUGGGGAUGGGACCGCCCCCAGGUCGUAUGGGUCCCCCUGGACCCGGCCGGAGACCCAAUCAUAUGGGUCUUCCUGGGCGAAUGGUAGGGCGACCUAUGGGGGGCCCUGGGCGACUUGGUCCUCCUGGUCCAGGAAGAUUGGGCCCCCCUGGCCCUAGACCUCUAGGACUUGGUAGAGGAAUGGGUCCCCCACCACCCAGGGGUGGCAUGGGACCAAGAGGUAGAGGAGCGAUGCAGGGCAUGUUGCCUCCGCCACCAAUGGGUCCACCUUUUAGACCCCCAGGGCCUGGCAUGAUGGGCCCCCCAAGACCACCUAUGAGAGGCAGAGGGCGAGGUCGAGGUGCAACUCGGGGACGUGGAGCUACAAGAGGACGUGGUGGUGGGAUAUCCAUGAUAAAGAACAAGGACAAGCAGGGAGAAAUGAACAAACCUUGGGUAACAGAAAGCAUGAAAAAUGAAAUUAUGAAGAAACACAAACUUCACCAGAAGGCCAAGAAGACCAAGAGCAAAGAGGACUGGGACGAGUUUAAGGAACAGCGGAAUAAAGUGACGACUAUGCUACGGGAGGCCAAACUGGAGUACAUAGGAGCACACCCAGAAGAGGAUGUGGAUAAAAUAUUGGCGGAAGCAGCCAUGCAAGGCAACAUUAAAGAUGAGGAAAGUAAAGGGGAGGCGUCAGCCACUAGUGAAGCUAAAACGGACAGUUCGGACGCCCCCGAGGGGGAUGGGGCAAAACCCCAAUCCAUGGACCAGACAGAGGAAAACGGGGAGGAUAUAGUGGAUCAGAAAGAGUUAAACACCGAUGUACCAAUGGCUCCCCUGGCCCCAGAAAUAGUGGGGGACAUAAAAUCGGAGAGCAAUGGGGAGAGCCAAGUGGAUGUUAUAGCACCUGGUCAAUAGGCUCUGAGCCGUGACCACAACCCACCCUGCCACUUUAUGCUGCUAUCAUAGGAGCUAAAAUAUACUUUAUAUCUAAACUGUAUUUUUGAACUAGUGUUAUACUCCAUACAUUUUAGACUUAGAAAGUAAAUGUUUUUAAAAAAAGUUUUAAAAAUCAGUCUUGCACUAAAUUAUUAUUUAUAUGACUGUAUUCACACAUAAUUAAUUUACUUUAAUUGUCCAGAUGAAGUCAUUAAUUUUAACUUAAGGUUAUGAGAUCUUGUAUCAAUAUCUCUUAUAUAAUUAGUGAUUUUUUUGUGCAAUUGAGACCAUUGGCUCAUUAUGAAUAUGUUUUCACAUAGGUUAAGGAAAUAAAUUGAUAGUAAAUGAAA